AUGUCAGUCUCCAACAUCCCUGCCAGUGUGGCCGCAUUCGCCGUCCCGCGGCUGUUUCACAACACCUGGGCCAAGACAUUCAUUUGCUAUCCACAAGCCUACUUCCAGCCCCGCGACGAGGCGGAAAUCGUUGAAUUGGUCAAGACCGCGCGCCAGGUCAACAAAACCAUCAUGGUGGUUGGUUCUGGUCACUCGCCCUCGGAUAUCACCAUGACCAAAGAUUGGGUCGUGAACUUGGACCGCUACAGCCGUGUUCUCAAAGUGGCCCCACAUGAGUCCGGCAAGUACACGGACGUUACCGUCGAGGCCGGAAUGCGGAUCUAUCAAUUGAACGAGUUUCUGGCCAAGAAAGGACUGGCGAUUCAAAACCUCGGCUCAAUUUCCGAACAGUCUGUUGCCGGUAUCAUUUCCACCGGUACCCAUGGAGCUUCACCAUUCCAUGGAUUGGUGAGUCAACAGGUUGUGGAUCUCACGGUUGUUAAUGGCAAAGGCGAGGUGGUGAAGUGCUCACCAACUUUGAAUCAGUCUCUUUUCCGUGCGGCUUUGCUUUCGCUCGGGAAAAUUGGGCUUAUUUCGCAGGUUACUCUGAGAACGGUUCCUCGGUACCAAAUCAAGUCGCGCCAGGAGAUCAUCAGUUUCCAAACCUUGCUGGAGAACUGGGAUUCUAUCUGGACCUCGGACGAGUUCAUCAGAGUUUGGUGGUUUGCCUAUGCUGACAAAUGUGUGGUUUGGAGGGCUUCCAAGAGCUCCGAUCCUUUGAGUGAGCCAAGAAAGAGUUGGUACGGAACCAGAUGGGGCAGACUGUUCUAUGAGUCCCUAUUGUGGGUCUCGGUCCAUGUGGCUCCACGCUUGACUCCGUAUGUCGAACGCUUUAUUUUUUCGAGACAAUACGGUACCAAAGAGACUCUUGGCCAGGGCGAAUUUGCAGUCCAAGAGUCCGUUGCCGGCCUCAACAUGGACUGUCUGUUCUCGCAAUUCGUGAACGAAUGGGCUGCUCCAUUGACCAAUGGACCAGAGAUCUUGCGCAGUCUUGACAAUUCUAUCAAGGAAGCAGCCAGACGCAACCAAUUCUACGUUCAUGCUCCGAUCGAGGUGCGGUGUUCGAACACCACCAGCAGCGGUUCAAUUGAGGACCCAGACGUUUCCCAGCGUGGCCUCAUUCAUCCUGGUCCAGUUGUUGGCAAUAACCUGAGACCAUUGCUGGACAACACUCCGCAAUUGGCGUAUGUUCCUCAAGACUCGGUCACCAACUCGCAAUUGACUCUCUACAUCAAUGCCACCAUGUACAGACCAUUCUACACGAGUGUGCCUAUUGGAAAGUGGUACAGUAUUUUUGAAGAGACCCUUGAGGCUGCAGGUGGAAAGCCGCACUGGGCCAAAAAUUUCAUCGGCUCCGAGUCGCUUGCCUCGCAGCAGGACAAACGUUAUAAGGACGGUGAGAUGAAGGGAUUUGCCUACAAGAUGGAGGAAUGGUUUGGCGAGGAUCUGCACACUUUUAAGAAGGUGCGGGCCGAAAAUGAUCCAGACGGGGUCUUCCUGUCUGGACUGGAAUGGGCCGUUCGCAACGGGAUCGUCGAUGAACCUGUAGAGUGA
Messenger RNA from Kuraishia capsulata CBS 1993, 1593 nucleotides. RefSeq lists its product as uncharacterized. The transcript has a single exon. NCBI's taxonomy places the organism in Eukaryota, Fungi, Ascomycota, Pichiomycetes, Pichiales, Pichiaceae. The record is from RefSeq and is a predicted model, not a curated record. Bases 1 to 1593 code for a protein of 530 amino acids. Gene Ontology annotation, molecular function: D-arabinono-1,4-lactone oxidase activity; FAD binding. Gene Ontology annotation, cellular component: mitochondrion; membrane.